GAGGAGGGUCCCUGGCGGGGCGGGGUUCGCAGCGCGCGGGGGCCGAGCCCCGGCACUUAGUCGGCCCGCCGGCUCCAGAGCUGCACCGCCUGCUGGAGCCCGGGACACGGCGCCCCGGGGGAGGUAGGCGAAGGGACGCGGCGAUGGCUCCGCGGGCACUCCGGGGGUCUGCCGUCCUCGCCGCUGCUGUCUUCGUGGGAGGCGCCGUGAGUUCGCCCCUGGUGUCCCCUGGUAAUGGUAGCAGCCGCACGUUGCACUCCAGAGCAGAGACGACGCCGUCGCCCACUAGCAGUACUGGGAGCAGACACCCAGAGUAUAUCGCGUAUGCACUUGUCCCUGUGUUCUUCAUCAUGGGUCUCUUUGGUGUCCUCAUCUGCCACCUGCUUAAGAAGAAAGGCUAUCGUUGUACAACAGAAGCCGAGCAAGACGUGGAAGAGGAAAAGGUUGAAAAGAUAGAGUUGAAUGACAGUGUGAAUGAAAAUAGUGACACCGUUGGGCAGAUUGUCCACUACAUCAUGAAAAAUGAAGCAAACGUUGAUGUUUUAAAGGCAAUGGUAGCAGACAACAGCGUGGGCGAUCCUGAAAGCCCCGUGACCCCCAGCACUCCGGGGAGCCCGCCCUUGAGCCCCGGGCCCUUGUCGCCGGGGGCCACCCCAGGGAAGCACAUCUGUGGCCACCAUCUGCACACAGUGGGCGGUGCUGUCGAGAGGGAUGUAUGUCAUCGGUGUAGGCACAAGCGGUGGCACUUCAUAAAACCCACCAACAAGUCCAAAGAGGGCCGUUCGAGGCGCCAAGGAGAGGUCACCGUCCUCUCUGUGGGCAGGUUUAGAGUUACAAAAGUGGAAAACAAGUCAAAUCAGAAGGAGCGGAGAAGUUUGAUGUCGGUUAGUGGGAACGAUAGCGUCAAUGGGGACGUACCUGUGACACCUGUGAAGAGGGAACAAAGUGACACUGAGUAGCAGGAGUGACUUUAUUUGAAGAGUUCUAAGAGACUGAAAACUUGAGAGAUAUGAAGUUGCCUAGGGAAUAUUUUUUUUGUCUUUUAUAGUUUCUAUCGUGGAGUCUGCAGGCAUGUGGAUAAAAGCUAAAAGGGAGUAUUGUUGCCAGGCUGGAUAUGGAAUUCAGUUUGCUUUGAAACAAGUUUUGGUU
Messenger RNA from Ceratotherium simum simum (southern white rhinoceros), 1149 nucleotides. RefSeq names its product RELT like 1 (gene RELL1). The record is from RefSeq and is a predicted model, not a curated record. NCBI's taxonomy places the organism in Eukaryota, Metazoa, Chordata, Mammalia, Perissodactyla, Rhinocerotidae. Gene Ontology annotation, biological process: positive regulation of p38MAPK cascade. Gene Ontology annotation, cellular component: plasma membrane.